AUAUUUUUUUAAUUAAAUAAAUGAAUUUUUUGUUAACUAUAAAAAAAUUUUCACGAGUAUUUAAAGAGCGGAUCCCCCUCACUUUCUAAUCGGUAUCUUACCCUCUCCCAACCCUAAAUUACUUUGGCCAUGGCAACGUACUUGAAGCACACUGAGGCUGUUAAAGAGCUUGAGAAGUACGAGACUAAGGAUGGUCUUAGCAUCGACCAACUUAUCCGUCAGAACUCUCAAGGUGGUUUGACCUUCAAUGACUUUUUGGUCUUGCCUGGUUACAUCAACUUCAUCCCCAACGAGGUUUCUCUCGACACUAAAAUCACCCGUAACAUCAAGCUUAAGGCUCCCUUCAUGAGUUCUCCUAUGGACACUGUCACUGAGGACCAAAUGGCCAUCUACAUGGCUUUGUUGGGUGGUAUCGGUAUCAUUCACCACAACUGUACCCCCGAGGCUCAAGCUGAGAUGGUCCGCCGGGUGAAGAGAUACGAGAACGGUUUCAUUACCGAUCCCGUUGUCUUCGGUGUUAACAACACCAUUGGCGAGGUUUUGAAAAUUAAGAAGGACAGAGGAUUCAGCGGUAUUCCCGUCACUGACAACGGUAAGCUUAACGGUAAGCUUCUUGGCAUUGUCUCUUCCCGUGAUGUUCAAUUCCGCAAGGAUCCCAGCACCCCUGUCUCUGAGGUUAUGACUCGUGAGAACCUUGUCACUGCUCCUAAGGGCAUUGAUUUGGAGGGUGCUAACGAAAUUUUGAAAAAGUCUAAAAAGGGCAAGCUUCCCGUCAUCGACGGUGAAGGUCGUCUUGUUGCUCUCUUGUCGUUGACCGACUUGAUGAAGAACCAAGACUUCCCCAACGCCAGCAAGUCGCCUGAAUCCAAGCAACUUAUGGUUGGUGCCGCUAUUGGCACUCGUGAGGACGAUAAGGUCCGUUGUACUCUUUUGGUUGAGGCUGGUUGUGAUGUUAUUGUCAUCGACUCUUCCCAAGGUAACUCCAAGUUCCAAAUUGAUAUGAUCAAGUGGAUCAAGGCUACCCACCCCAAGGUUGAUGUUAUUGCUGGUAACGUCGUUACUCGCGAACAAACUGCCAACUUGAUUGCUGCUGGUGCCGACGGUCUCCGUAUCGGUAUGGGUAGUGGUAGUGCUUGCAUUACCCAAGAGGUUAUGGCCUGUGGUCGUCCCUUGGCCACUGCUAUCGCUCAAGUCGCCGAGUUCGCCAACAAGUUCGGCGUUCCCACCAUCGCUGACGGUGGUAUCCAGAACGUUGGUCACAUGGUCAAGAGUUUGGCCUUGGGUGCCCACGCUGUCAUGAUGGGUAGUCUUUUGGCUGGUACCACCGAGUCCCCUGGUGAGUCUUACGUCCGUGACGGUCAACGCUACAAGUCUUACCGUGGUAUGGGUUCCAUCGCCGCCAUGGAGGGUACUGGUGUUAACGAGAACGCCUCUACUGGUCGUUACUUCUCUGAGAACGAUGCCGUCCGUGUCGCUCAAGGUGUUUCUGGUCUUGUUGUUGAGAAGGGUUCUUUGACCCGCUUCUUGCCUUACUUGCACACCGGUCUUCUCCACGCCUUCCAAGACAUUGGUGUUAAGUCCAUUCCUGAGUUGCACAAGUCUGUCGUUAGCGGCGAAACCCGCUUUGAGAUCCGUAGUAGCGCUGCCAUCCGUGAGGGAGAUAUUCAAGGCUUUGCUACUUACGAGAAGCGUCUUUAUUAGGCAGUUUAGUUACUGCUUUAAUCGGCUCAGGCUACUCAAUAUUCAGUGGCUUCUGAUAGUGUGCUUGUUCUACUAUCCCGUUUACUAUUAAGGGUUGUACAGUUUUCUUAAACUAGUUAAAUUGGGUAAAAAAUGUUUUUGGUAUGUCUACAAAGAUUGAGCAGUACUUAGUUGAGUGGGUAUUGGGGAUGUUAAUAAGAGUGUGCAGUGCUUCCCCGG
Messenger RNA from Schizosaccharomyces japonicus yFS275, 1920 nucleotides. RefSeq names its product IMP dehydrogenase Gua1. The transcript has 2 exons. Gene Ontology annotation, molecular function: IMP dehydrogenase activity; oxidoreductase activity; nucleotide binding. Gene Ontology annotation, cellular component: cytoplasm. The record is from RefSeq and is a predicted model, not a curated record. Lineage: Eukaryota; Fungi; Ascomycota; Schizosaccharomycetes; Schizosaccharomycetales; Schizosaccharomycetaceae. Gene Ontology annotation, biological process: purine nucleotide biosynthetic process; GMP biosynthetic process. Bases 130 to 1701 code for a protein of 523 amino acids.